This is a messenger RNA of Aspergillus steynii IBT 23096, 1806 nucleotides long. Its product is annotated as cytochrome P450. The transcript is spliced from 5 exons. The coding region runs from base 1 to 1806 and encodes 601 amino acids. NCBI's taxonomy places the organism in Eukaryota, Fungi, Ascomycota, Eurotiomycetes, Eurotiales, Aspergillaceae. Gene Ontology annotation, molecular function: oxidoreductase activity, acting on paired donors, with incorporation or reduction of molecular oxygen; monooxygenase activity; heme binding. The record is from RefSeq and is a predicted model, not a curated record.
AUGGUCACUCGAGUCCUUGUGCCUACCAAAACCAUCGCCCAUCCCACACCUGUUCAGCCCCUCGAUUACCCUGUAUUCUCUGAUUCGGUUGGAAGUCUUGACUUGCUUGAAUUUGUCGAACUUCUCCUUGUCACGCCCUUUCGAUGGUUUGGCCUAUUCAUCACGGGUUGUUGUAACGCUCUCAUCGGUCUUGCUGCUACACUGUUCUGCUCUGCAGGCUUCAUUGUCUUUCUGGCUGGUAUCAUCACUCACUUGGGGUUUUUCAAUCGUGGAGAAUGGGAUCGGUUCUCAUCCAAGAUUGCAUGGACAUUCCUCGGCCUCGAAUGGGCAGCCUCGCUGAUCUUCUUUGGCAUCGGCCGAUGGCCCUUCACUCUAUUCCUGAAGCUCAGCGUUCUCUACUUCUCAGGAAUUGUGUGCAGCAUGUUGGCCUACCGGGUCUUCUUCCAUCCGCUGCGCGAUUUCCCGGGACCACUCAUGUCGCGCAUGGCUAUGCUUUGGCGAUGUUCAUCGUUCGAGACUGUAUGGAAUGAUCAUCGACGCUUUGGUGACUUUGUUCGUGUCGGCCCGCGGGAGGUGUCUAUCAACAACGUCGAGGCUUUUCACCAAAUCCAUGGACCCGGUGCCCCUUGCAUCAAGGGUCCAAUUUAUGAGUGUAACCCCGAGCGCACGUUGCGUCGUUCUCACCAAUCCCGGAUGUACAAAGCCCGAAGCUCAAUGUGGGCGAAAGCACUUGGUCAAAGGAAUAACCUGAAUGAAUACCAAGUUAUCUUUCGCAAGCACUGUGCUACUUUUCUUCGGUGCUUGAAAGCGAAUGCAAAUUCUCCGUUUGACAUCACUCUGCUGCUCCGGUACUUCUCUUAUGAUGUGAUGGGUGACAUGGUCCUGGGAAGAUCCUUCGGUAUGAUGAGGUAUCUCAAGUCUCGUUACGUUCUUAUCCAGCAGGACUACGUGCAAGACCUUGCGGGGACCUUCAAAUGGGCUCCGUGGCUAUCAUCUAUACUGAAGCAAGCGCCAUCGGUCAAUUGGAUACGGGGUCAAUGGAUCAAGAUUUGUUAUGCCUUGAUCAACAAGCGGCACGAGCUCGCUGACAAACGUGGCUAUUUGUUCUCUGCGCUGCCGAGCUACACACGAGAGGGCGAGGAAAGGCUACCGUUCACCAACACGCUGCUUGUGCGUGAUGCGGACCUUGCAAUUGCGACCGGUACCGACACCGUGGCCUACACUCUCUCGGCGUUGAUCUUUCUCCUUGCAACGCAUCCCAAAAGCCAAAGGCUGCUACGGGAUGAACUCACCAAGGUUCCGCCCGACAGCUCGAGGUUUUCGGUCCAUUAUCUCAGGCACGGCGCGUCUUACCUGAAUGCAUGCAUCAAGGAAGCAAUCCGGCUGUAUCCGGCUAUUCCUGGCGGCAUUCAACGGUUGACGCCCCCUGAAGGUAUGACCGUUGCAGGGAGGUAUAUCCCAGGAAACAUGAUAGUCUCGACGUCUAUCUGGAGCAUGCAUCGAGACCCACGGUACUUCGUCUCUCCGAACGAGUUUAUCCCCGAGCGCUGGACGUCUCGACGGGAUCUCGUGCUCGAGCCGAGGGCCUUCGUGCCGUUCCUCACCGGGCCGUAUCGAUGUCCCGGGCGACAGUUUGCGAUGCUGGAGAUGCAGAUGCUCGUGGGCUCGAUCGUGCAUGGGUUCGACUUUCGGUCUGGGGGGAGUCACCGUCUCGAUGAUUCGAAUGUCAUCGCCAACCCCGGCCCGGACGAGGCCUUCGUCCUUCGGUUCCCAGCUCAUGCAGUGUUAUUCACCCCAAGGGCUUAA